This is a messenger RNA of Drosophila subpulchrella, 2040 nucleotides long. RefSeq lists its product as uncharacterized. The record is from RefSeq and is a predicted model, not a curated record. NCBI's taxonomy places the organism in Eukaryota, Metazoa, Arthropoda, Insecta, Diptera, Drosophilidae. The transcript is spliced from 3 exons. The coding region runs from base 38 to 1300 and encodes 420 amino acids.
UCACUUUUUGAAAUCGAAAUAGAAGUUGGUAAACAAAAUGUCCGGGAACACCGAUAACAGUCAGUUUAACGAUGACGAACUGGUGCCACCUGAGUGGCUGAACUCGGAGUUCAUAGCAGAUGUUCUGGGAUCCCAUGAAAAAGAACCCGAGCUCACGGUAAUCGACUUAACCUUCUCCCCGGCGAGUGCGAAGGGCGAUCACUAUGCCAGCAUCAUGUUUCGGGCAAAGGUCAAGUAUACCACCCCCAAGGGGGAGUUUAAAAAGUCGUUGAUCAUUAAAACGAUGCCAGAGGCGGAGGGUCACAAGAAGGAGUUGCUAGGGGGAUCACCCAUAUUCGUAACGGAGAUGGGCAUGUAUACUAAGGUGCUGCCCGAAUUCGAGAGGAUUCUUCGCCAGGCAGGCGAUAGCACCAAGCUGUACGUCAAUUGCAUAUAUCACAGUCUAGUGCCGCAUCAGGUCCUCAUCUUUGAGGAUCUGGUAGAGGUGGGCUACUUUGUGCUGAGGGAUCGGGAUGCCACCCUAGACGAGAUUCACCGGGUGUACUUUAAACUGGCUAAGUGGCAUGCAGUCAGCUUAAAAGUUCAGUAUGAGCAACCAGAUCUUCUAGAACCAUACACACACGGACUAUUUGAGAUGCCACAUGUUAUGACUGAGCCUUUCAUGAAAACUGGAAUCGAAUUUUUCGUGGAACUUUUGAGUACAGAACCGGAGCUUAAUAAGUACAAAUCCUAUUUUGAAAGCAUCAAGGGAGACUUUCUGGAGCUUCUUUUGGCAGAGUGGAAGGAAACCCGGAACAACCCAAAAGUAGACCAGUACAGGGUACUUUGCCACGGGGAUCUACACCUUCGAAACAUUAUGUUCAAGUAUAAGGAUCCCGGAUCCCUCCAAGACUGCAUGUUACUUGAUUUUCAAAUCUCGAACCUUUUUCCCCUGACAUUCGAUCUGGUUUAUUCGAUAUAUAUGCUUAUGGAGCCAGAACAUCGUUGGAAGCACUGGGAUGAUCUUGUCAACUAUUACUAUUUCGUACUAGAGGAUGUUUUAAAGAAAGUCGGAUACAAAGGUGAAAUGCCAACACAAUCGGGUCUUUGGCAGCGCCUGCAUCAGCAUAAAUACUAUGAAUUCUUUCUUAUAAGCACCUUCUUGCCUUUGAUGUGGGCGUUAAGGGAUACGUCUGUAGACUUUGGCGAUUUGCUUCAGAAUGAGGAAAAGCGAAGAAAAUGCUCCUUUUCUAAAGAAUACAUUGAGGAUGUAAAAAUACUGUUGCCCCGAUUGGAAAAGUUGGGCUUACUCCAAGCUUGAAAAACUUUUUCAACGGGCUUGCUUAUAUAGAAUCAGUAUUUUCAUUCCAUAUUUUACCUAGGUUACACACCUGAUUUGAACGUGGUGAUCAAUGUAAAGUGGUAAAUAAAUAAUAUAUAAAAUAUAGUGAGUCUGCUGAGCACGUUUUAACAAAAUAUCAUGAAAAUCCAAGCUAACAAAUGAUUUCAAAAGCAAACAAUUUAAAUGUUUACCUCAUUUGAAUCGCUAAUUUACGUCUCUCUAUGGUCGCUCAUCUGAAGCCUAGUGAAUGAGAAAUAUUUGCGUGUAUCUAAUUAUAUAUGUAGACUGACUGCCGCGGGCAAUUAAAGCCCCAUUUAUGACGCAGUCACCCAGCCAUUUUCCCUCAAUGCCAUCCGUAUGGAGUGCACUUAUUUUGUGUUUGUUUCCAACUGAUUAAACUAGCGGAUUACAGAUAAAACAGAAUUACAGAUGUGGAAAACGAGUGCGGUUUUGAAGUGACACAUCAAUAGAUAUAAAACAGAUUAAAGAAAUAUCUGUUGGCGCUGCUAAUAUUAUGGUUAUCAGUUCUUAAGUUGUGAAAAAAUACCGCUAAUAAAUGGUUUUCGCUUCGUCGACGUCAAUUUGAGUUAAUUGAUUGAGUGAUAACGGCGGUCAAAAACUGCGUAUUACAUUUAGCACAUACGUCACUAGAUCUUGAGUUUGACACUCACAAGUUUAAACAUAGAUAUGAAGAAAUAUAAAUAUAUAUAUAAAAUACA